Messenger RNA from Danio aesculapii, 8720 nucleotides. RefSeq names its product zinc finger protein 106a (gene znf106a). Gene Ontology annotation, molecular function: SH3 domain binding; RNA binding. Gene Ontology annotation, cellular component: membrane; cytosol. The record is from RefSeq and is a predicted model, not a curated record. NCBI's taxonomy places the organism in Eukaryota, Metazoa, Chordata, Actinopteri, Cypriniformes, Danionidae. The transcript has 22 exons. Bases 152 to 5074 code for a protein of 1640 amino acids.
AGUAGCAAGGCACUCAUAACGUUACUAAGAAGCAAGGAAUAUGAAUAGAAAUGGUGUUUUUUUCGUGGAAAUCUGAGAAAUUCGUUCUCCGCGUGAAUUGAGAGAAUCCUGUUUAUUUGAGCUGGCCUGAGAUACAGUAACAUCUUUCAAGAUGGUUAAAGAACUAAAAUGCAUUCUUUGUGAAACUGUCUACAGCUCCAAACAGGAGAUGGAAGAGCACAUAAGAAGUAUGUUGCACCACCGAGAGCUGGAGAAUCUGAAAGGCCGGGACUGUGGACACGAGUGCCGGGUCUGCGGCAUAACAGAGGUGAGCCUGACCGACUAUGCCAGUCACAUCUCCAGCCCUUUACAUAAACAGCGUGUUGACAAUCAGAAGCGGCAUCACUUAAACGAAGACCAAGAUGAAGAGUACUUUGACAAAGACAUUGUGAGGCUCAUUGAAAAUCGCAAAGAAAUGAUCAGGAAAGAAGAGGCUGCUGCAAAGCAGGCUAAAGAAGAGCAAGACAAUAUAAGAAAGUGGCAGGAACUUCGGACAAGAAAUAUGACGUAUCAGCCCUGUGGCACUUGGGAUCGGCCAUAUUCUAACUUUCCACAGAUGCCCAAAAGGGGUAGAGGCUCUGAAUGGCAGAAUUUAAGAUUUUCAUCCCCUGAACGCAACAAAUGGUUUAACCCUAGCCGACAGGUUAGGUGUGCCACAUGGCAUGCUGAAGGACCACCUGACUUACAAAAGUGGGGGUCUUUUGGUCGUCAGGGAGGGAGCUUGCACAACCAAGGAAAUGUCUGGGGUGGUAAGCAAGGCAGGUAUGGAGUCUGCCCUCCACAUCUAAGACAGCAGUUUCCCUGGAACAAUAGUCGGUUUAAUGUACCUUGGGGUCAAUGCAUACCAUCACAUAAGUUCUUUACAUCGUCUACAAGAGAGCAACAGAGGACACCUAACAGAUUUGAGAAUCAGGUACAGGGUGAACAGAGCCUAGAAGAAUCUGGUGAUCAUGAUCCCAACAAAGGUAAGGGUCAGAAGUCAGAGAAGGCUUAUCGUUGGGCACCAUAUCCAUCAGCUAAAUUUGGGGAUCCCUCAUGUCAGACUAACCCUCACCCAACAUUAGAAAAGUCAGAUGUAGAAUCUCCUGAAAACUUAAAUGCGCAAAGUUUUAACAAGGGCAGUCAGGGCAUAGAGAGUAAAUCCAAAGCAGAUCAAAAACGCUGGCAUCAUAAAACCACUUUCUGUGAAGAGAGUAAUUCCAUGGAGCAGAAGAUUUCCUCUAAGAAUAGUAGUAGUUGUAGCAAGGACAGUUUUUCCUCAACCUCCACCACUAGAAGAACAGAGAUGCCCACCAAGCUUCCUGAAAAUUGUUCAAAGAGGACCCUCAAAAAAGCAGGAAGUCAAGAUUCUGUCAGCUCAAAAAGUUCUAAGCAUUCACAUUCAAGCUCAGAAAUCCCACAACAUGGCUCGUCCAGUGCACAGCAAGACAGUCUGCUUUCGGAGAUGCUGAGAAAAGCCAAGGAGACUUUGCUUGAUAGAAAUACCUCCAUUGACACAUCUGGCCCAAACAGCUACCUCCUAGGAUCAAAUAAUAUGCCAGUAGAAAGUUUAGAAUCAAACAAGAAUCAAGCAUUACUUGAAAGUAAGAUGAAACUGCAAAAGAACAGGGGACAAGAAACACAUGGUUUUGACAGGCGUGUCAGCAUUGACCGAGAGCAAUUAACCAGUACUGAAACUAUAAUACAGAUCAGCAAUGUGCGCAGUGAAUGUGGGCCAUUCCUGCAGUCCUUGCAAGUUAGUACCUCUACUAUAGACCACGAAGAUGAGGAGGACAGUGGUGAAAUGGAGGAAAAUCCUCAUGUACCAGUACAAGAUCAAGUUAUGGAAACACUGGAUGAAGGUUUGUGCUUAGUUGAUGAGGGGUCCCACAGCAAUCCAUCCCAACAAACAACAAGUGACUCUGUGCCCUCCUUAAGUAAACUUGCCUUGCCUGCAUGUCUCCAGAGGGAUCUGAACCGUCAUAUGGGUACCAAAGUCAAAGCAGCAUCUCAUGAACCCAACUUAAAUAAUGCCAGACGUAUUAGGAAUGUGAGUGACAUGCGAAAGAAUGAAGCUGAGAAGGACUCUGGACUUAAACCCACCUUGCGUCAACUCAUCAGCUCCUCUGGCUCCAGGCGGAAUGUUAACUGGGACCAGGUGUACCAGGAAGUAAACCGGAAGAAGCAAGGCAAGGGCCUACCAAGAUUUGGUAUAGAAAUGGUGCCCUGUGAACCUGAGGGUCUCAACCAGAUGGAUGAAGAUGAUGUGCCUCUAUCUGAGGGCUUUCAUUGGGACUCUCUGUUUGACUCCAGUCAAGUGCAUACCCGCAAGCGUAGCUUGUCUGAAAGUAAUGUGGUUAAGGAUAGCCCUGCUGGCUCCAGCUCCGUCGUCAAUGCUGUAGUCCCACUGCGAGACUCUUCUGCUUUUGGCUCCUUACACCCAGCAAAAAGAGAAGAUUUGCAGGAGUCCACAGGUCAUCUGGAGUUUCAGAGUUCAAAAGGGCAUGCCAAGGGUGUUGAGGAUGUUGAAAUAGAUGUUGACUGUGCAUCAGAGACUGAACUAAUUGAUACGCAAGGAACUGGGAAGAAACGCAGAGCUCAUGGGGAUGUUGUAUCUCCAGAGAUUCCUAAUGAAGAUCGGAAAAACAAGAGGCGAAAAAUUAAGGCUAAGAAAGAGCGUUGUCAAGUGGAUCAGUUGUUAGCUGUAUCUCUCCGUGAGGAGGAGCUGAACAACUCUCUUCAGGCAGUAGAUAAUAGUCUCAUUCAGGCACGUGCUGCCUUGCAAGCUGCCUACUUGGAAGUACAACGUCUGCUUAUGGUAAAACAACAGGUAACCGCUGAGAUGAACUCUUUGAGAACUGAGCGCAUUGAAAUUCUUCAAGGAAUGCAAGGUGAAUUUGAGCCAAAAGAAAGACACAGGAGCAGUGAGGAGAGCUUGAACACUUCAUCAACCCAAGUUUCUCAGAUCACUGCCAACCCUGUUCAUCCAUCCUCAGAUCCCCAUUCAACAACCUCAACCUCCUCCCAGCCUGUUACCAUUAAAAAGGAGCCUGUUUCUCCAUGUAAGCCCAUUUCUGAGCAUAACAUUGUCAACAGCCCCAACCCAGGGGCUCAAAGUACCACAUCUGUCCAAAUGGCGUUUGCAGCUUGUCAAACAGAAACUACCGUCAGGAACAACAGUAGGAUGGACUCUUCACAAGAUGCUACAAGCUUAACUUUCGAGACCACUACAUUAGAUCACAGAUUACAGCCAUCGCCCGUCAUAGAAGUUUGUCAAAGCUCUCAAGAUGGGUUAGCCAACCCUUCUUCCCCACUCAUGUCUGCAUCCCUCUCUCCCAAGCCACUGUCUCCCUCAAACCUCUCUGAAAGUAAUCCAGUUAAGCGAGUUCGAAAGUUGAAAAAGAGAAAGUGCCUUAAGAAAGCCAAGGGAAAUGAGCAGCCUGAAAUGAGUGAAUCUGAGCUUGAUAUAGCGCAGCCUGCUCUUCGACCAACCCGCAAGUGCCGAUCUCAUCAGCGAUCCAAUGACCUCUUUACCUCUCCCUCAACACCAGAGAAGAAAGAUAAGAUUGAGGAGAUGGUGGUGACUGAAGCUUCGAAGCCACAACCAAAGGGAUUAAAGCUCGCCAAAUCACCGUUGAAUGAAGCCAGUUCUGAUUCAUCGGAUCUGGAGAUUGUGGAGCUUCCUCCACCUGUGCCCACUGAUUUUGUCAAUUUAGAUUCCUCAGACCCAGAUGAGAUGCCUGAAAAGGCAGCCAAGGAGUUGACCAAGGAGCCAGCUACUAUGCACACAAUAGAAGACCAAGCGAUAACAGAUCUACAAAAUCUUGCCUGUAAUGAGGUCACUUCCACUAGUGAAAUUGGCACUAGCAGUAUAGUCAAGGCUAUUGAAAGUGAAAUAAAAUCAUCCUCAGUGAUGUUGGAGUCCAAGGUACCCUCAGAUAUAUCAGAUCCCGGGGAGGAGGAGCUUCCAACAGAAGGAGACUUUGAAGGCCAUCAAGAGGCUGUGAAUGGAAUGCAUAUUCAUAAUGGACUGCUGUAUACUUGCUCAGGGGACCGCACUAUACGCGCUUUCAGCCUGAUAAGCCGGAAGUGUGUGGCUGUGUUUGAAGGUCAUAGCAGCAAAGUGAAUUGCCUGUUGGUGUCAUGUGGAGGAGGCCUGCAGCAACGCCUGUACUCUGGAUCAAGUGACCAGACCAUCCGAUGUUACAGCCUCAAGACCAAAGAGUGUGUGGAGCAGCUGUCUCUGCCAGAUCGAGUGCUCUGUCUCCAUAAUCGCUGGAAAAUUCUCUACGUCGGUCUGGCCAAUGGCUCAGUGAUCACUCUCAGUCUUCGGAACAAUAAGCAGCUGGAUGUGUUCGAGUGUCACGGCCCGCGGGCAGUAAGUUGUCUGGCAACGGCCCAGGAAGGUGCUCGCCGCAUCCUUCUGGUGGGCUCUUAUGACACCACCAUCAGCGUUCGAGAUGCGAAGAGUGGCCUGCUGCUGCGAACGCUGGAGGGACACACCAAAACGGUGCUCUGCAUGAAGGUGGUGAAUGAUUUGGUGUUCAGUGGCUCGAGUGACCAGUCUGUACAUGCACACAACAUUCACACAGGAGAACUGGUAAGGAUCUAUAAGGGCCACAGUCAUGCCGUCACUGUGGUGGCCAUACUGGGAAAGGUGAUGGUCACCGCAUGUCUAGACAAACUGGUUCGCGUGUACGAGCUCCAGUCCCAUGACAGACUUCAAGUUUAUGGAGGACAUUCAGACAUGGUGAUGUGUAUGGUGAUCCACAAGAGCAUGAUUUACACAGGCUGCUAUGACGGAAGCGUAAAAGCUGUCAAACUGAACCUGAUUCAGAACCACCGCUGCUGGUGGCACGGCUGUACUCUCAUCUUCGGGGUGAUGGAGCACCUGCAGCAGCACUUGCUGAACGAUCACACCAGCCCAGCGCAGCAGACCUUCAAAUGCCGCUGGAGGAACUGCGACAGCUUCUUCACCACCCGCAACAGCUCCAAAGAGGCAGUGCAUUGUCACAUGCAGAAACAUGCUGAGGACGACAGUAAAAUGGAGCCAUGAGGGGCCAAUACAUAACUGGACAUAACCUGCUCUUUUUUCCCAUAUUGGGAAUGUCUCAUUCAGCCUUCACCAGAGGAGCCCUGUUUAUGGGUAUAUUUUUAUACGAACCAUCAGAUACCAACAACUGCCGCUUAGAUGAUGCCUAGUUAAUAUCUGAGAGAUUGUUUUGAACAAGAUGUUCAAGUGUAAGUUCAAACAAAAAGCUCUCUAAGCGGAUGUGUUUUGUUGGUAUUUUGAUGAGAGGAAGUCAUUCAUCUCCUUAUUCACUUCUAUCCGAAGUGUGAAAUAUGCUCAAUUCUUUUAUACCAAUGUGGCAUUGCUCUGAUUGAACGGAUUGAUUUCUGUAUCAGACAAACACUCUCAUCUGAUUAUACACUGUAUCGUCAGCUCUGAGAUUUACUGACCAAAUAAAGACAGAGAAACUGAGAAACGUUUGGGUACCAGUACAGCAAUAGAGGUGCGGCAGCUCCCUCAGCAAACACAUGCAGUUUAUCACUCACUAUUGUGUGUGCGGUAUGAGUUUAGAGAUCUUCUGAUUCUGUGAUUUAAGAGGCUUGUCAUGUUGAGCAACCAGAUUUUAGCAGGGUAAAAACCAGUGUGAUCUGAGUCACAGCUAUAAGUCGUGUGAAAUUAAGAUUCAAAUGUGGAUUGUGUUUCAGUGUGAAUGGUAAUACUGGAUUUUAAUUUGUUUUUCCUCAUCAUUCAUUGGGCCUCUUUUGGUGUGGAGGUAAUGCAGCUUACAAACUCAACCGAUACACAGUGUGACCCGAGAUGCAUCUAUAUGUGGUGUGAAUUUAGUGCCAGUCUGGAUUGUGUUUCAGUGUGAAUGGUAAGACUGCAUUUGAAAUAAUUGUUCUCAUCAACCUGCUUUUGUUUUGUAACCAUCUAGAUCAGUGUUUCCCAACCCUGUUCCUGAAGGCACACCAACAGUACACAUUUUCAACCUCUCCCUAAUCAAACACACCUGAAUCAACUCAGCAGAACAUUAGAAAAGAACCCAAAACCUGACACGAAUGGGUCAGAUAAGGGAGACAUACAAAAUAUGUACUGUUGGUGUGCCUCCAGGAACAGGGUUGGGAAACACUGAUCUAGAUUACAAAUUCACACAAAACCUAAUUGGAAUAAUUCUAAAUUGUUUCAAUAUGUAAGUUUAGAUUGGAUUUUGAAUCAUUUUCCUCAUCACAUUUAUAUGUGGUGUGAAACAGGAUCAAAUCUGAAAUGUGAUUCAAUGUAAAUAGUUUUUCUAAUUAUUCAUAGCAUAUAAACCAGAUGGUUCUUGUAGUAAAAAUGCAGGUUACCAUUUCAUGUGAAACCCAAUGUGGCCUGAAUCACAUCCAUAUGUGGUGUGAAAUCUGAAUCUGAAGUAGAUUGUUACAGUAUGAAUGAUAAUAUUGAAUUUGAAUUCUUUUUUCCCUCAUCAUUCAUAAGGCUUUUUUUUUGAGUGUGGUAAAAACGCAGCUUACACACUCACACAAAGCACAGUGGGACCUGAAAUGCAUCCGUUAGUGGUGUGAAAUCAGAGUCAGCCUAGAUUGUGUUUCAGUGUGAAUGGUCAGACAGGAUUUAAAAUAAUUGCCCUCAUCAGCCUGAUUUGUGUUUUGUAACCACUCAUACAAAUUUGCACAAAGCCCAAUGUGAAUCUGAGUUAUUCUAAUGUGAACGGUCAGACUGGAUUUCAAAUAGUUUUUCUGAUCACAUUUAUAUGUGGUGUGAAAUCAGAAUUCAAGCUGCAUUGUUUUAAUGUGAAAGGUGUCAAAGAGAAUUUCAGAUACUUUUUUCCUCAUUCAUAGAGUAUAACCCAGAUUUUGUUUUAGUGAACGCAGGUUACUAAUUCAUAUAACACUGAAUUGCAUCCAUAUCUGGUGUGAAAUCAGAAUCAAAUGUGGAUUGUGUUUCAGUGUGAAUAGUCAUAUUGAGUUUUUCCUCAUCAUUCAUGAGGCAUCUUUUGGUGCAGUAACAAUUCAGCUAACAAAACUCAUAUGAAACACAGUGUGAUCUGAAUUACAUCCAUAUGUGAUGUGAAAUCAGAAUCUAACGUGGAUUGUGGUUCAGUGUGAACGGUCAUAUUGAACUUGAAUGAGAUUUCCUCAUCAUUCUUGAGGCAUCUUUUGGUGCGGCAAAAAUUCAGCUUACAACUCACAUGAAACACAGUGUGAUCUGAAUUACAUCCAUAUGUGGUGUGAAAUCAGAAUCAACUGUGGAUUGUGUUUCAGUGUGAAUGGUCAUAUUGAUUUUGAAAAAGUUUUUUCUCAUUAUUCAUAACACCUCUUCGUGGUGCGGUAACAAUUCAGCUUACAAACUCACAUGAAACGCAGUGUGAUCUGCAUUACAUCCACAUGUGGUGUGAAAUCAGAAUCAAAUGUGGAUUGUGUUUCAGUGUGAAUGGUCAUAUUGAAUUCGAAUGAGGUUUCCUCAUCAUUCAUAUAGCCUCUUUGUGGUGCGGCUCAUAAACACAAUGUGAUCUGAAUUACAUCCGUAUGUGAUGUGAAAUCAGAAUCAAAUGUGGAUGCUGUUUGAGUGUGAAUGCUCAGACUGGAUUUGAAAUAUCUUUUCACGCCCUUUCUAAGGCAUCAACCAGAUUCUGGUGUUUUGAGGAUGCAGGUUUUAUGAAGACGACAUCUUUCGCAAGUUAAAGUCUUCUGUUUAUAUUGUUUUUAUAGUAUUACAUACCUGGCGAAGCAAACUAUUAUUUACUUCUGCCAUUUUUGUCAAGACACCUGGUGAUUUUGUUUCAUUUUUAUUUUAUUUUUUGGCUAUUAGACUUGUUUGUUUGUUUUAAUGUAGUCACUUGAGUGGUUGAAUCAGUUUCUUCUUCUCAGUAGACACAUAUUUUGUUUGGCUUCUCUGUGGUUGCUCUCCAUUGAAGAAAAGAAGGAUUAGAGUGUGCCGUGACUCCAAGACUGCAGUUGAGUUAAGUUUGCUGUGACUAUUGACAGAGACUGAAGUAUGACAGUUGGUUUGCAUACGCCUUUAAGAAAUUAAAUGAAUGUGUUUUAUGGAAACGUUUUUUUUUUUUUCGAUAGUGAAGAAGUUUUUAUUAUUUACUUCACGGUUUAGAGAAUUAUGUGGCACGUGUGCAGAUAAGUUUUGUAGUUAAUUGAAAGUGCAGGAGGAAGUGCAGGAAAGCAAGGUUUUAUUUUGCUGUCGAAUGAAAGUUGUUGAAGUGAGAAACAUUGGAAGUGUUUUGUGUGGUUAGGAACAUAUUCACUUCCUAUAAUCCUCAGCCUUCCUUUUAUAGUUUUAUACACACACAAAAUAAAACCGGCCUAACUAUGCAUAACUACAUAAGCAAAUAUUGGGUGACAUCAUAAAAUCCUAACACGGUUUCUGAUGGUUUUAUACAGGUUAACAACACUUGCUUUCUAUCUGCAGUGUUGCUUUUUUAACCUCAAAUAUAGUCACUCGAGUAUUUUCUGUCUCCUUUUUGUUUAUUUUAUGAAUAACCGUACAGUUUGUUUGAAAUGCAUCUCAACUCUUUUGCUAUAGUUGUGUGUUGCUGAGGAGAGAUUUCAGCUGCCCUCUUAACUGGUGUUCCAGAGUUUCUCACACUUGUUCAUUUCAAAUACUGUUAAAAAUCUUUCUAAGAGUUUUGUACACAAAUACUAUUGAAACUAAAGGAAUAAAAAAAAGACAUAUUAAAGAUAAA